Molecule: messenger RNA, 582 nt
Organism: Coccidioides immitis RS
Lineage: Eukaryota; Fungi; Ascomycota; Eurotiomycetes; Onygenales; Onygenaceae
Exons: 3
Coding region: 1-582 (193 amino acids)
Source: RefSeq, a predicted model, not a curated record
AUGGAUAUCCUGGCGGUUAGGGACUUCGCAAUUUCAGAACCAUUGCAAGAGGUUCAAUGGAUGGUCCAUGUCUCCGGCAAUCUUGUGUCCCUCACGGGUACACGGAGGUUUGAGUCUAGAAACCUUGCUCAAAUCAUAAAUAAGGUGUUAGGAGAGAAACGAAAAGGAACAGUAUUGCGGAAAGGCGACCGAGAUUUGUCUGGCGAGGGAUAUGGAUAUUUGAAUGGCGAAGACGGGGGCGGCAUUUUCCCCCGUACUGGGGAAAUGCGGAGCAAUGGAAAUUCAGAGCGAAGGGGAAAGGAGGUGCUUGACUCCUUGAGCGACUUUGACCGUGAUUGCAGGACGGUCUCUCAGGGGCAGAGUCCAAAUAACCUGUGUAUCCGUGCUCACUGGGACCCUUGGUGGGCCUGGAGGCACAAGCGGCCCUGGCCACGAAUACGGAGCAAUAACGGAUAUUCACGAACCACUGCCAUCGAGGUCUGGACAGGUGGACAAACCCGGUUCAAUAUCGUCGUCCGUGAACUCUCCGAAAGAGUUUUUGGCAUAGCUUCCUCUCAGAUGGUUUCCACCAUGAUCAAAUGA